Messenger RNA from Bombyx mori (domestic silkworm), 4934 nucleotides. Its product is annotated as ethanolaminephosphotransferase 1. Gene Ontology annotation, cellular component: endoplasmic reticulum membrane; Golgi apparatus. The transcript has 9 exons. Lineage: Eukaryota; Metazoa; Arthropoda; Insecta; Lepidoptera; Bombycidae. Bases 273 to 1463 code for a protein of 396 amino acids. Gene Ontology annotation, biological process: phosphatidylethanolamine biosynthetic process. The record is from RefSeq and is a predicted model, not a curated record. Gene Ontology annotation, molecular function: ethanolaminephosphotransferase activity.
UGCACUUUUUGCGUGAUAAACCUGACAUCAGGCUUUCGUAAUAAAAUGUUUAGUGUAUGUUUAUAUUCCUUUUGCCCGUUCGAAAUCAAGUUAAAAAAGUCAGAACUGUCAAAGUUUUUCGGAAAGAAACAUUUACAUAAAUUUUCAAAAUGAUUUAGCUUUCAAUAAAAUGUAUUUUUAUUGCAACUCGUAAUGUGUUUUAGAUAGUCUAAGUGUACUUAACUAGUCUUAACAUAUAUUUCGUUAUAAAAUAACGAUAAAAAACAUCGAAAAUGUUCAAUUACAAAUAUUUAUCACGCGAACACUUGGAGGGCUUCGACAAUUACAAGUACAUGGCGAUCGACACGAGCCCUCUCAGUGUUUAUGUCAUGCACCCAUUUUGGAACAAAGUUGUGGAACUUGUGCCAAAAUGGAUUGCACCAAAUGUACUAACGUUUGCCGGAUUCAUGUUGGUUGUGCUCAAUUUCCUGAUGCUGUCAUACUAUGAUUAUGAUUACUAUGCUGCCAGCUUCUCAGCUAACAAUGCAACAUUAAUUGAUGCAACUACAAAUGGCUAUGAGGAAGUCAUACCGAAAUCACUGUGGUUCAUAAUUGCCGUAUUUCUAUUUCUUGCUUAUACCCUAGACGGUAUUGAUGGGAAGCAAGCUAGACGCACCCAGACAUCGGGACCGCUUGGGGAACUAUUUGACCACGGUCUCGAUUCAUACACGGUAUUCUUCAUACCGGCCUGUCUAUAUUCUAUAUUUGGUCGAUCGGAUUACUCUAUUCCGCCUAUUAGGAUUUAUUACGUGAUGUGGAAUCUCUUAUUGAAUUUUUAUUUGAGUCACUGGGAGAAAUAUAAUACAGGGGUUCUGUUCCUGCCUUGGGGCUAUGAUUUUAGUAUGUGGGCUUCAACCCUAUGCUUCAUAUGGACCGGUGUUAACGGUACCUUGUUCUACAAGAAAUAUAUCUACGGCAGUAUGACGCUGGCGCACGGAUUCGAACUGGCGAUAUACGGAACGGGAGUCGUCACCAACCUGCCAGUGGCGCUGUACAAUAUUAAUAAGUCUUACAAGGAACGAACGGGUAAGAUGCGUUCCCUCUCUGAAGCUCUAAGGCCGCUCUGGUCCUUCACAUCCGUGUUCGUCAUCAGCUCCGUGUGGGUGCACUGCAGCGCGCGGCUGCCGGACUACGACCUGAGGAUGCUCUUCCUGUUGAUCGGAACUCUGUUCAGUAACGUAGCGUGUCGUCUAAUCGUCAGUCAAAUGAGCAAUCAACGGUGCGAAGCUAUCAACUGGCUGACGUGGCCCCUGCUGGUCAGUGCUACGGUGUCAUUGACACUGCCAGAGUACGAGCCGACAGCGUUCUAUGGCUUCACUAUGCUCACUCUAUUCGCUCACAUUCACUACGGAACCUGCGUUGUACGCCAGAUGUGCGACCAUUUCCGGGUCAGCUGUUUCCACAUAAAGCAGCGUGCGGAUUGACUCUUAGACGACAAUGCGUGCUAGACAACGUAACAUUACCGACUGUUACCUUUUACAUUACCCAUUGCAUACGGCAACAAUGUAAAGAAAACUGUUCAGAAUAUUAACGUUUGUAAUGUAAAAUGUAACAAAUCAAACAUGAUGAUAGUGUACUCAACUAUAAAACGCCGUCUUCACCCUUCAAGUUUCUCAUUAAAUUUUUUAAUCACAUUUUUUUUGUUGUAUAAAAACAUCACACACUAUGUGUAUGUAAAUACAGGGUGUUAGAUAAAACAAACCUUAAAAAAAAUGUUGUUAUACAAAAAAAUAUAUUAAAAAUGUUGCUUAUAAGCUCAGGAAUAAAGCACAGUUUUCCUUAAAAGUACAUUAUCAUACUAUAAAUGUUAUGUUUUUAAUGUAAAGACGUUACACGUACUACUGAUACACAGAUCACCCUAAUAGGAUUUAUCCACAGUUGAACAUCAACAAAACCUAAAAAUAAUAUAUUACAUAUUUGAUUAAUUAAUCCGAGUUAUCUUAGUACUGCUGAGUAUUGGUGAAUUUAUUUGCAUUUAUAACACAAUUUUUAAAUGAGCUAUAUAUUUAAUAUAUACUUCACAACUUAAAUUUUCUUAAUUUUUAUCAACAAAUACUCAUUUCUUCUUCAGAAACUAGGGGUUCUGAGAUUCAAAUCGUUCACUGUACGACAAAUUCUAAGUAUAUUCAAAACAACUCGUGUAUUAUUGUUUUAAAAUCAGCUGUAUCUAUUAAAAAUAUUUUUCUUCUGUCCUUACCCAAGAUAAUACGUUUGGGAUUCGUUCUUCUACAACAUUACUGUGCAGACCGUACUAAAAAUUAUUAAUAUUUUUUUUGCACCGCAAAUUUAAAACCAUUAAAAUUGUCAAGUUUUCAGAUUACGUGUACGUUUUUAUUUGUCGGCUCAUAGUUCGCAUUGUCUAAUAGAAUUUUUUUCUGUCAUUUAAAGUAAAAUGACUAAUUAAUUCCGAUUCACAAAUUUACAAAAUAAAAUAUUGUAUUGUUUUCUUUCGGUAGGAUUAGUGUUUUAUUAAUAUAUUCUGAGACUUAUAAUUCAAACAGAAUAAUUUGGUCAAGUUUAAUAGGUACUGUUUGCUAGGGACCAUUACAUAAACUAAACUUAUAUACAAGACUAGCGACCCGCCCUCGCUUCGUUUCGGAAACUGUAAUUUAUUAUUGAUUUCUCCACUAUUUAAUGGAUGUUACUAUACAUAUAAACCUUCCUCUUCAGUUACUCUAUCUAUUAAAAAAAAAUUGUUUUAUACUAUGUAGUGAAGAGACAAAAACGAAUCAUAGACUUAAGAAAAACAUAUUAAUAUGUAUAUUUUCGAAACCUUGUGUUUUUAUCAUUUAGAUAUUUUAAAUUGUGAAUCGGUCUAUUAUUUAUAAUAUUAGUCAGUAAUAGUAAUAAUAUUAGUCUAUUAAGUAUGUAUAUAUGUUAUAAAUCAGAAUUCAUUAUUAUAAUGUACCAUUGUAUAAAAUCUCAUUUCGAUACCUCUACCACAUAUCUUUUUGCUUUAGCUAUUUAUAGUCUAAUAUUUUGUAAAUCUCUCCGAGGGAUUCCAUGGUAAUGUUAAUUUUGUGACUGUGUGAUUACCUCGGUAAUGAAACAACUUAGACUUAAGUAAUAACAAACAUUCUUAAUUUUUUAUUUUAUUAAUAUGAAGCAUUUAAUCAUUUAAAACUCUUAUAUCUAAUAUACUUUUUUAACCCACCAAUUUGUUUUGUAGACAGUACCAGUUAUUUUCUUUUUUCUUUUUUCUUAUAAUAACGUGAUUAUUAUUAAAAUUCGAUUUAAGUAAUUGAUCUAAAAUUGAAACACUGUUCUUGUAGUUUGAACAAGAGAAAAAACUACACACAUGAGUUGACAUUAUUAUAAUAAUAUAUUUAGCAAUACACUUGGUACUUCGUUUUUUUUUUCUAUACCUUUUGCGCUAUUCAAGUUACUCUCUGACUGGUAGGUGAGCUCACAAGCUCAACCUAAAAGAGUUUGCUUACACUGGCAAGAGCAUUGCUUGGAAGAAUCUACCAACGGAUCGGAAUCGCGACCCGCUGAAAAGAACCGACGAUAAAUUCAGUGGUUUUAAAAAUAUAUAGUCAGUCUUGUUCGUUUUAUUAUUUAAUAAUAAUAAUAAUAAUAAUUAAAUGCGAAUUAAUAAAAAAUAAUAAUAAUUCGGUAGUGAAGUUUCAGCGGCUAGUCCCGACUAGUUCGCUUUGUAGAAAUUUCUUUAAUUUAUCUGAUUUUAUUUCUUUCGAGAGCUUAUCGCAAUUAGCUUUAGCAAUUUCAAAAUUCGCUAAAAAAAGCUAAAACUACUCAACUGAGCUUAUUUAUUGCACACGAACGUCGUUUAACUUAAAGAUUGCAAUUUUUUAUAAUAUUCAAUAUAGAUAGAUAUUUUAUUACACACUUAUAUCAGAAAAUUAUAUUUACAACAUUAUAAUUCUAAAGUAAAUAAUUUCAACUGCAUUUUUAACUGAUAAUAUGAAUAAUUUUCAAAAUGUAUGUGUUUCAUAAAAUGAACUCGAUUAGUUGUAGUUUGGACAUUUGAUAGACGCUAAUUCGUGAGGAGUUUCUAAUCGACAGUACGAUGUGAUUUGUAACAAGAUAAUGAAAUCGAAUCAUAUUUUAGAAGAAAAAAAAAAUGAUUUUAUAAAAUUACUGUAACGAGUGAAUUGUAAAACCAAAUUCUUCCAAUGGUUGCCUUUUAGCUACUUUUGUAUGAAGGGAUCUAUUGUAAUAUGAGUUUCGAUGAUUUCCGAAAGCUUUGCGUGGUCUAGCUUAGUAUACACGUAUAGGGGAUAAAAUAACAUCAGAAUCAUCAGCCCACAGUCGUUCACUGCUGGAAAUGGCCUCACCAAAAUUACACGACAGUGGGGUAACCAUUUUUCCCCUACCUAUGCUGAUAGCCUUGAGAGGCAUUUCAGCUUGACCCUAGCGUGUAGGUGAGCUCACGGGGCUCAAACCGGAGGUGUUGCUAGCACUGGCCCUAGCAAGAGCAGUGCUUAGCAGAAUCUACCACCGGAUCAGAAACGCGACCCACUGAGAAGAUUAGGCGAGAAACUCAGUGGGCUCUGUCUAUGGGUUAAUUUACUUGUCGAGCCCUGCGUCGCAAGCGACGGGUUCGGCUAGGACGGUGAGCGGUGCUUGAGGUACAUAAAAGCAUCGUUAAUGGAUCGGGAGGAUCCGUAAUAACGUGUUUAGGGCUGGUGUAACACACUAUACUUUCAGAUUAAUAAGUAUGGGCAAAAUGAAAAAUCGAUAUCGAUCGAUAGAAAUUUGGAUGACAGACUUUAUAAGAGAAUUAGGGUUAAGUUUCCAGGUAGCGUUUCGUGAUCCACAGCUUACGAAGACCGUCGAAACUUUUAGUGGGAUCCCUUUUUAGCUUUACACUAUUACGCGUAAUCGAUGCCUAUUCGUAAUGAAAAUCACUAAAUAAAUGUUUGUGGAAAACAAAA